CCCUGAUGGGGCCUCACUUGUUAAUGGGCCUAAUGGGCCGACCAGGGACGGAGCCACUUGGUGGUGCGAUCUCUCUGGUGGGAGAGGAGGAAGGACGUUGGGAGGGGAGUGUGACCGGCACGAAGAGGCGACAAUGGCGCGAGGUGGUGCGUGGGCAACGACGGCGGCGGCGGUGCUGUGGUGGAUGGCGGCGGGGGCCGGGGCGGUGUGGCUGGAGAUCGCGCCGUCGGGGACCAAGUGCGUGGCGGAGGAGAUCCGGUCCAACGUCGUCGUCAUCGGCGACUACUCCGUCCUCUACGAGCACCAGCAGGUCCAUCCCACCGUCUCCGUCAAGAUCACAUCCCCUUUUGGGGAUACCAUACACAAGAAAGAUAAGGUUACGGUGGACCAGUUUGCAUUUACCACAUCAGAAGCAGGAAAUUACUUAGCUUGCUUUACGGUUGACGGUGAUAACAAGGGUUUGGUGGUGAAACUAAAUCUUGACUGGAGAAUCGGUAUCGCAGCAAAAGAUUGGGAUGCUGUUGCUAAAAAGGAAAAGAUUGAGGGAGUUGCACUAGAGUUGUUUAAGCUUGAUGAAUCUGUCCAAACAAUCUAUGAUAAUCUGCUCAUGCUGAGGAACAAAGAAGCCGACAUGAGAGAUGUCAGUGAGCAGACGAAUACUAGGAUCUUAUGGCUGAGCAUGAUGUCGCUCGGUGUUUGCAUUUGUGCUUCAAUUUUGCAGCUGGUGCAUCUAAAACAGUACUUCCGAAAGAAGAAGCUCAUCUGAGAUUAUAUACUCCUCUGCAGCAUAAGUACAUUACAUGUUCUAUUUAUAGUAGAUGAAAUAUAAUAAAUUAGCCACAAUGGAUUUAAGCAAUUAUGUAUUAGAAGAAUGAUAGCAUGUUGUCACCUAAUCCCAAGUUCAGAUAAGA
Hordeum vulgare subsp. vulgare (domesticated barley) is the source of this 911-nucleotide messenger RNA. RefSeq names its product transmembrane emp24 domain-containing protein p24delta3-like. Lineage: Eukaryota; Viridiplantae; Streptophyta; Magnoliopsida; Poales; Poaceae. The coding region runs from base 134 to 766 and encodes 210 amino acids. The transcript has 4 exons. The record is from RefSeq and is a predicted model, not a curated record. Gene Ontology annotation, cellular component: endoplasmic reticulum; Golgi apparatus; COPII-coated ER to Golgi transport vesicle. Gene Ontology annotation, biological process: intracellular protein transport; Golgi organization; endoplasmic reticulum to Golgi vesicle-mediated transport.